Molecule: messenger RNA, 3983 nt
Organism: Malaya genurostris
Lineage: Eukaryota; Metazoa; Arthropoda; Insecta; Diptera; Culicidae
Gene: Arf51F
Product: ADP-ribosylation factor 6
Exons: 6
Coding region: 1427-1954 (175 amino acids)
Biological process (GO): vesicle-mediated transport; intracellular protein transport
Cellular component (GO): cytoplasm
Molecular function (GO): GTPase activity; GTP binding
Source: RefSeq, a predicted model, not a curated record
UCGACAGUCUUCGUCGGUGAAUCGAAAUGCGAAGUAGUUUGGUAGCAGUUGGUUGUCUUGUUCCAUCGUUUCUGCUAUCCCAUUGAUGGAUAACUGUUAUUCUUGUUUGGGACUUCGAGACCAUAGUAUUUCAGUUUAAAAGUGUUUUUUUUCUGCAUUUGGCUCGAGCUUGUUCUUCACGACCAAUCGCGCAUUUUUCCCAUUACUAAUUAUUUGUUCGGAACCCCCUUUCAUCGGUCCUGCUGUCGUUAACGAGAGUUGGUUGAUUGUGCGCAAGCAAAAUAGUGGUAUACGAAGCUUACAUGCUGAAGCGAGAUGCCAUUAGUUGAAACGUGAGGAAGAGUGCAAAACGGGAGAAAGUGCUGCCUAUGCGCUGGCUGGGUGUGUGGGAAGAAAUUAGCUAUUUUAACAAAAAUAUUCGAGCGAUUUCGUAUGGAGUUGAUGGUUUCCGGAUUGUAGGAAAGCCUUGGUGUACCGCAGCUGUAAACAAAUUGGAUUUGAACCCGUGACCGUCCUUCAGCGGAUACGGUACUUCGCUGAUCGUUGCAGUUUUUCUGUGUAUGCGUUGAAGUGAAACUAGCUAUCUGUGGUUGCGAUCAGAAUACGUCACCUGCGCUGCAGUGUUUAACAUAGGUUUCACUAAAAAGUGCUUCGUGGAAGACAAACAUUGAAUAUUUGAUAGUGAAUUUGCAGUGAUUCGUGGAAUUAUUCGUUUUCCGAAGAUGCACCCACACACCUUCACGCGAGGGAACUACUAUAGCCACAUUCGGUGCUGAAGUUCGUUAUUUUUGCAUCAGACGUGGUGCCUGACGGUCGGGCGAAACUGUAUGUGUGCACCAUGGCCGCGGCAGACGAGUGAGAAUCGAUUAAAGUGCGCUGGUUUUCAUCGACCAGUGGUAACCGCUCCGGUCGACGAAAUUUGCUAGUAGUUGUGCCGUUGCCGUUGGACGUCGCGUACGUGGAUGUGUGUUCGUGCAUAAAAUUCGUUUCAUUGAUUGACAUCAUCGUGGUAUUGCUGUUAUUAUUGUUGCUUCAAUUGAUUGGAUAAAAACGAGAUCAUACCCGGAUCGUCUGUGUUAUUUAUUUUGCAUAAUCCUGAUUGUUUAGAGGAAUCCAUUGUUUUGUUGUGGUUUUUAGUGGCAGAAUUGAUUGAUGCCUUCAGCAACAGUGUUGUAUUGGCUGGAAAAGCGACGGAAACAGGAGUGUUUUAGUUGAAGUUUUAAACCGUGGAGAGUUUGUUGAUACUGAAGAAACAUCGGUGGUCAAAUGUACUAUCGUCUAUCGAACAGUUUAUUUGUUUAAAGAUAGAAACAACGUUCAUCGCAACCCACUUGAUACUUAGUUUCAUGUUUUGCAAACACUAGUUUGAUUAUAGGAUAAAGCCAGCCCCUGUUGAAGGGGUACCACCAACUGCAACCGAUUCAUCAUGGGGAAACUAUUGUCCAAAAUCUUCGGCAAUAAGGAGAUGAGAAUACUGAUGCUCGGGCUGGAUGCUGCAGGGAAAACCACUAUUCUAUAUAAGUUAAAAUUAGGUCAAUCGGUAACGACAAUUCCAACAGUCGGUUUCAAUGUGGAAACCGUAACGUAUAAAAAUGUUAAAUUCAACGUGUGGGACGUUGGUGGACAGGACAAAAUUAGGCCACUGUGGAGGCACUAUUACACAGGCACACAAGGACUCAUAUUUGUAGUGGAUUGUGCAGACCGUGACCGGAUAGACGAAGCGCGGCAAGAACUGCAUAGGAUAAUAAAUGACCGGGAGAUGCGGGACGCCAUCAUACUGAUAUUUGCCAACAAGCAAGAUCUACCAGAAGCAAUGAAGCCCCACGAGAUCCAGGAGAAGCUCGGUCUGACGCGGAUACGCGACCGCAACUGGUACGUGCAGCCGUCGUGUGCAACAACCGGUGACGGUCUGUACGAGGGUCUAACGUGGCUCACAUCCAAUCACAAAUUAUGAGAGUAGAUGGUGGAACAACAACCAGCAACCAAUUUGUGAGAACAACAGUCAGAUAGCGAAUUCUGUGUGCGUGUCAGCGAACGGUCGUCACAAGGAAUGCAGUAGCGGCUGGCGGGGCGUGAUCGAGUGCACGUGUUAUGUUGCCAACCCAAUUCCUAUAUUCCUAUGAUACAUCAUAAGCAGCAACUAUCCCUUAUUAUCCCUAAAAGGCUUCCCCUUCCGAUCUUCAAUUGUUCUGCCCUCGUGAACUUCUGCUAUUAUGAGUAUACUAGUGUUUCGAUUUAUCGGUUUUACCAUUCUAUUUACAUAUAAUAAAAGGAAAGUACAUUUCUGAUACUCUCUCGAAUAGCCAGAGAGGAAAGAAAUUGCGUCAAUGUGAUCGAGUAAACAAGCAAAAAUUGUAAGCAUAGUUCGUUUAGUUCAUCAAACGAUAGCCGUUCUACUGUAUCUGAAUAGUCCUUAAAAUCCAGGAAAGUUGACCAGAAGAUUCAUGAUAGUACGAAUAUAGUAAACAUGUUCACUCCACUAAUCGAAUUAACCAAUCCGAACGAAUAACGUCAGGGGUGCAAACACGUUUUUUUCGUGCUUAUUCCAAUCUUCCUAUAUAAUGAAACAUCAUUAUAUAGCUUAACGUUAAAAUUAAAGAUAAAAACAAAAAAAAAAACAAAGAAACAGCUUUAGUGGAGAGCACAUCGAUCGAACUCAAAUUAACUGCAAAGAGAAUGUCAACAUCAGAGAAAUUACGCUAUUAGGCUUUCAACUUUUGAAUGCUCCUGCCAAGCAAAACAAAACAACAGACGGUGACGGUUUUGGAUCAAUCAUAAGAAAAGUCGUCUAUAACACAAACUGUAACACUCUUAGUAGACAAACGGGGGAGAAUCUUUUAUUUGUAUAUAUAACAUUGGAUUACUACCAUAACAACAACAACAACAAUGCUUGGGAAAUUAUUCAUAAAAUAGCGAAAUAAUCGAUUCCUAAUUCGAAAAGAUCGUAGUAAAUAUACAAAUAAAACGAACAACAUCCAAGGAUUCUUUGUAAAUAUUAUAUAAUGGUAAAACAUACAAAACAAAAUCAUACGCUAAAUUCUGAAGCUACAUAAAAUAGUAAACAAGUAGGUAAAAUAUCAAUGAAACAACACAAAUUCUUGUUCAAUAGACGAAAAGCUAAGUUCGACUUGUAAAAACAACACACACACACAGUAAAAGUAACAGUAACAAUAGACAGAAAGCCUCACAUCCACUUUCCCGAAGCAUUCGAUUGAAAAUGCGAAGUAAACAUGAAUGUGUAGCAAACGAAAAAGCAGGAGAUGAUGAAACACGAGAAAUUGCAAGUAAUUUGCAAAAAGAGAAAAAAAAAACAAAAAUCAAGCGAAACGCGUAAGGUGCGAGCCAAAACAAAAACGUGUGAAUGUGUUUUUUUUGUGAUUGUGUGGUUGUACGUGCACGACUGAAUCUGCGUGUGGGAUGGAGAUUGAGUUUGCAUUAGGGUAGUUUGCGUUAAUUUUAAUAGCAUUGAUAGAAAAAAAAACAGUAACUAUCUUUUACCGCCUUAUUUAUGUUUAAAUCGAUUGCCUCAACAUUUUAAGAUAAGAUUUUGUUUUUCGGUUUGGAUCGUCCGCACGCUUGUCAUCAACCCAUGCAAAUUUAUGUUUAUUUGCUAUUUAAUGUGCGCGCAAGAGUAAGUUGAAUUAAUUUCCUUGUCACUGUCGUGUACUAGUUGUUUAUAUUAUUUCUAAUAACUGCGUAAGAGAAUGAUAGACCGACCGAGAGAAGGAAAAGUAACAAAACUGUUUUCAAAAAAAGAAAAAAAGACGCGUCCGAACUAGUUGAAGAAAUCACAAAUACAAGGUGAAACAAAUUGAUGGAAAAUAAGCGUAUAGUGCUACUCCGAAUUUGAAUAGAAAGCAGCAAACGGGAUGCAAAUGUGAAAACACGGUAAAGAAUAUAUUAUUAGAAAUGUAUUUUAGCAUUUAUAGUGAGCAGAGAAAACAAGUGGAAGCAUUAAAUAAAAACUGAAAUCUACAUCUCAA